Molecule: messenger RNA, 4761 nt
Organism: Neohortaea acidophila
Lineage: Eukaryota; Fungi; Ascomycota; Dothideomycetes; Mycosphaerellales; Teratosphaeriaceae
Product: putative ABC transporter
Exons: 1
Coding region: 149-4663 (1504 amino acids)
Biological process (GO): transmembrane transport
Cellular component (GO): fungal-type vacuole; membrane
Molecular function (GO): ABC-type peptide transporter activity; ATP hydrolysis activity; ATP binding
Source: RefSeq, a predicted model, not a curated record
CAUCAGGCAGCAGCAAGACACCCAAACCAUGAAUCAACUCCAUCUCGGUCUUUCCUCAAGUCGUAUGUCUCCCAGUCCAUCGACGACAUGAGUCGGCUCAUCGGGAGUUUGUGCACUGCAUCCUGGACCCGCCGGCGAGCCCUUCAGAAUGCAACAAAUCCCGUUCGGGUAUGCCUCCCUUGGCCAUCAUGACACCACCCCCAGCCUGAGGAAUGGCACGACUUACUGCUUCAGCCAUGUCUGGAACGAUAGAGAGGCGCGAUUCGAGACCUGCUUUCUGCCCAUCGUGGCGUGUGUGCCAGCGGCACUCGCAGCGCUGGUAAUCUUCUUCCAGGCCCUCACCCUCCUCAUACCCUGGCGACCACGAUGGACCAGGCCGUUCGUGGAAGAGGUCUACUAUUUUCCGGUGGAGGACGAAUUCCUACCCAAGCGUCGCUGGAGCCCAUUUGUGCCUGCUCUCAUUGUCCUGUCACUUGCUGGCUUCCUCCUCCAAUCCCUCGUUGCAACCGCGACAUGGUUCGAGCUGGGCAGACUGGCUCCCUUGGCGACCUGGUUUGCCGUGUCCGCACUCCUGUUCAUCUACAGGCCGACAACCGCACCCUACUCCGUCUUGGCCAUUUUGUCGCUCCAGGCGGUCGUCCAUGUCGCCUUUUUGGUGGAUGACGGCUGGUAUCGAAAUGGUCAGGAACAAAACUACGGCAUCUCCACCUUGGUCCUGAGCAUAGUCGGCAUCGGGGUCAUCCUAAUCAUGCCUUUGCGCAACCCAAAUCUCCCGACUAAGGACAUCAGCAUGCCAAUGUCUGAGCCCACCUCCUCUUUACGCAGCCCAGAGGACAAUUUGACACUUUGGCAAUUUCUGACGGUUUCCUGGAUGACGCCGCUCAUCAGCAUCGGCUACAAGCGCCAGCUGGAAGACGAGGAUGUGUGGCACUUAGCGUACGAGUUCCAGCAUCAAAGAUUGCACGAUAACUUCCGGCUACUCAAAGGCACCGUCAUCCGACGUUUGAUCAAAGCGAACGCCAUUGACAUUUGCAUCCUGAUUGUGCUUGGAGUUCUUCGAAUGUUCCUCACGUACUCACCCAUCGUGCUCCUCGAACUUCUGCUGAGCUCGAUGCAAGAUCCCCUUUCGCCGAAAAGAGCAGCCGUCACUUACGCGGCAAUCUCGCUUGUACUUAGAUACAUUGCCUGCCAAUCUGGUCCCCUCAGCUUGUGGUAUGGCAGACGGUGCUACGAGCGAUCCCGCGGCGAGAUGAUCACCAUGCUGUACGAGAAGACUGCCGGCAGAAAAAUCGCUUUCGCUCCCGAUGAGAGUGAGAAGACUUCCUCCAACGGGAGUGCCAAUGGGCAUUUGAACAAUGAAGACUCUCGCAAGGGUGAGACUAUGCCUUGGUGGAAACGAACAUGGGUCAAGUCGGUGUCCAUGUUCAAGCGAAAGACUUCCACUCCCAUCCCAGUCAAGGAGACCGCAUCGAUGGGGAAGAUCCUCAAUCUCAUGCGAAACGACGUGUACGAAAUCGCUCAAAGAUUCUGGGAGAUCCAGGAGCUCGUCAACAAGCCCUUGAGCGUCGUGUUGUCGAUUGCCCUUGUCGUUCGCUUACUCGGGUGGUCGUCGCUGCUUGCUGUGGUGGCAGUAGUCAUCGCUCAGGCCAUUAUUGCCAUCCUUGUGAGGUUCAGAGUCCACUACGAAAGGCGCAUGCGAGCUGCUCGCGACAAUCGGCUACAGGUCGUCUCACAGUUCGUCGAAGCCAUCCGACAUUUGCGCUGGUACGGUUGGCAGCACGCAUGGCUAACGAAAAUUACGGCUGCUCGGCAGAAGGAACUUCAUCUACGCAUCGUCCUCGGGCUAUAUGUCACCGUCAUCGGCUUCAUCAACACUCUCGCGUCGGAGACCUCUCCUGUGAUAGCAUUCUUCGCUUACACGAUUAUUGCCCGCAAGCCCCUUACUGUGGACGUGGCUUUCCCGGCAAUGCAACUGUCCAACAUGAUGAUCGCAGCCCUACGAGAUCUGCCCGACUUGCUCAACACCAUCGUCAAUGCGUACGUCGCCGUAGGUCGUAUUGAGGACUACAUGGCUGAGCCUGAUAAGCCGGAGAUGAAUACAGAAGCCCUACUAGGCGAGAGCGUGGCGCUGGAAAGGGCAUCGUUCGCGUGGCCUGGGAAAACAGAACCAGUGCUCAAGAAUUUGGACCUGGAGUUUCCGGCUGGCCUAACUGUGGUCUUUGGGGAGGUGGCCUCCGGCAAGACCGCCCUUUUGCAAAGCAUACUCGGUGAACUAGACAUGCUGGAAGGGCAACUUAUGCGACCCAACGAGCCGAUUGGAUAUUGUGCACAGGCGCCAUGGCUUCAAAGUAUGAGCGUGCGAGAGAACAUCCUCUUCUCCGCGCCUUAUGAAGAGCAACGGUACCGCACAGUCCUCGACGCCUGCGCUCUGGUGCCCGAUAUUGCAGAGUUCAAAGCUGGAGAUCUGUCACUUGUUGGCGAGAAUGGUAUUGGACUUUCCGGUGGCCAGCGUGCUCGGAUGGCGUUGGCAAGAGCGUUGUACAGCAGCGCGAACAUCUUGCUCCUCGACGACCCUUUGUCAGCACUCGACCAGCAAACUGCAGAGUCGAUAGUGCAGAAGUGCUUCGCGGGGGACAUGCUCAAAGGGAAGACGGUGGUAUUGGUGACGCACAGAACAGAUUUGGUCCUGCAACAUGCGACUCAAGUCAUUGAGAUCGAGGAAGGCGUGGCCGAAGUCAUCGAUCGAACCACCUUCGUGUAUCACCCAGCGAAACGCGACCAUCCCAGCCAGCCCGCAGACGAGACUCUAAGUGAGAUCCAGCCUGCCGAACAGCCAGCAACGGUCGUCCCGGACAAAUUCAUGGAAGACGAGUACAGAGCACAGGGUGGCGUGAAGGCUUCCGUCUACUGGGAAUUCGUCAAAGCUGGAAAGCGGCGUUGGUGGUGUGUGCUGAUUUUCGUCCUCGCAUUCUACCGCCUGUCGAAUAUCGCUCAAGCCUGGUUUCUUAAGAGCUGGGGCGAGGCCUACGGCGAGCAGUCCAGCAUCGUUCUCUAUGCCCAACAUGACGGUCCAGUUCCUACGAACGCUAAGCCGGACUUUCUAGGCUUUCUCCCGCCUCCGGAUGUCGAUACCAACCCCUGGUUGCUGGUGUUUCUCACUCUCGCCCUCUUUGAAUGUCUGUCAUACCUCCUGUUCCGCGUCACCAUUGUCGUGAUCAUGUACACCACGGCCAAGGAGAUGUUUGCAGCCAUCAUGGAGCGCGUGGCCGGCGCCACUUUCCGCUUCUACGACGUCACGCCGGUCGGUCGUCUGAUGAACCGCAUGACCUCUGAUAUCGGGGUGAUUGAUGGCAACAUCAGUAUGCAGCUACACACUGUCGUCUGGCUGGGAAUUUCUUGGAUCACAGCAUUGAUCACCGUCGGUGCUGUCACGCCUAGCUUCCUCGCCUUCACCGCGCUCUUGACACUCGCCUUUGUCAUGAUCUUUCUGCGCUUCAUCCCCACCUCACAGAGCCUUCGGCGGCUUGAAAUGGUGUCGCUCACGCCAUUGAUGUCGAACUUCGGCGCGCUGCUCCAAGGUCUGACCACCGUCCGGGCGUUCCGUGUUCAACAGCAAUUCCAGGACCGCGUGGUCCGCGUGGUCGACACUUUCCAGAAAAUGGACCAUUUCUACUGGAGUUUGCAAGCCUGGAUGAUGUAUCGCUACGAGGUCUUGGCUGCGACAGCAACGUUUGUCGUGACUAUGAUAGCGCUCGCUACGAACCUGUCGGCGGGAUUGACGGCCUUUGUGCUCUACGCCGCUAGCAAAUUGGUCGGGACUACGCACUCGCUGUGUAUACAGUACGGUCAGCUGCAAAUGGAGUUUGUCUCUGUGGAGCGAGUGGUGGAGCUGAAGCAUCUCGAGCAAGAGCCGAAGGGCUCCAUCAGUCCGCCGGCAUGGUGGCCCUCGUUCUCGGGCGACCUGCACUUCGAUGAUGUGACGAUCAGAUACGCACCGCACCUCGACCCGGCUCUCAAAGGCAUCUCCUUCACGGUCAAAGGAGGCUCCAAGACGGCCGUCAUUGGCCGCACGGGGUCGGGAAAGAGCACGCUCGCACUCUCCAUGCUCGCCACCAUCGUCCCGGAAGCAGGCAAGAUUUCCCUCGACAACGUCGACCUGGCAGAAGUAGACAGGCAACUCUUGCGCACGCGAAUCACCUUCGUAGCGCAAGACCCCAUCCUCUUCCCCGGCACGAUGCGCGAGAACCUCGACCCCGUGCAGCAGCACAGCGACGCCGAGUGCGAACUCGUCCUGGAGCGAGUCUGCGCGCGCCAAGACUGGACGCUCGACACGAAAGUCGAAGCAGGCGGGCGGAAUCUGAGUCAAGGGCAGCGGCAGCUCGUCGGGCUUGCGCGGGCCGUGCUGCGCCGCAGUGCGAUUAUCAUUCUCGACGAGGCGACGGCUUCCAUUGAUCGGGAGACGGCGGCGCAGAUUCAGCAGGUCAUGUAUGAGGAGAUGAAGGAGAGUACUGUCAUUACGAUUGCGCAUCGACUAGAGGCGGUCAUGCAUGCGGAUUAUUGUAUUGUGCUUGGCAAGGGGAGGAUAUUGAGGCAGGGGACGGCGGCGGAGAUGUUGGAGAAGACGGGCGUGGAGGAGGAGCUGGAGGGGGAUGCGGAGGGUUAGGCUGGACUGGAUAGAUAGAUUCAUGUUCGUCUAGAAAUAUUGCGCUAUGGAUAGAAUGUACUACUUUAGAACGUGGUCGAAUUGAUCUCGAAUCAUUG